GGAUCUUUCACAUUUUUAUUACAUAUUCUCCGGCUACUUAGCAGCACUUCAUAUUGCAUUCCUUUUCUCUUUCUCUUUCUGAAGUUUUGGGUGAGUUUCCCUUUCUUUGCCUUUGUUUUUUGUGGGUUUUCACUUUUUUAGUGAGAUAAAAGUAAGAACCAGAGAAAUCUUGAAUGGGAAGUGCACCAUUACCACCAGGUUUUCGUUUCCACCCAACAGACGAAGAGCUGGUCGGAUAUUAUCUUAAGAGAAAAGUAGAGGGGCUUGAAAUAGAGCUUGAGGUUAUCCCAGUCAUUGAUUUAUACAAAUUUGAUCCAUGGGAAUUGCCAGAGAAAUCAUUCCUACCGAAGAGAGAUAUGGAGUGGUUUUUCUUUUGUCCACGAGAUCGAAAGUGGCCAAAUGGAUCGCGAACAAAUAGAGCUACCAAAACCGGGUACUGGAAAGCCACUGGAAAAGACAGAAACAUAGUGUGUCAAUCAACUCCAUUCACUGUUACAGGAUGUAGAAAGACCCUUGUUUUUUAUCGCGGAAGAGCUCCACUUGGAGAUCGAACCGAGUGGGUCAUGUAUGAAUAUCGACUCAAUAAUGACUCUGAUCUCUCAUCACCUUGUUUUCAGGGUGGUUUUGCAUUGUGCAGAGUGAUAAAGAAGAAUGAGAAGACCAGGAGUUCGCAAGAAGAACAAAAGGGUAAGGCUGCAGGAAGAAGUUGCAACAGUGGGAAUGAAGAAGCUUCCAUGAAGACUUCACACCAUGUGGCUCCAACAGUGGCAGAGCCUGAGCAAGCUUCUUCCUUGGAGUCCAUCAACCCUUCACAUUUUGAUGUCUCUCCUGAAUUAAUUCUAGAUUCUUCCAUGGACUAUUGCUCUGAAGUACAAGAUUCCAUGUCUGGAUACUUUCCACAGUACGACUUAUCGUGUUCAAUGAAUCCAUGGCAACCAUUCCUGCCAAGAGAAAAUUCAACCUCUUCAUCUUACUCAAAUGUAAAUGGAGAAAUUGAAUUUGCUGAAGAUAUCAAUCAAUUUGGCUGCUCAUAUGUAAACGGGCAUGUGGCUCAUGAAGGCUUUGAUCAGAUCAAUUCAUUCAGAUAUCCAAAACCGUUCUGAAAAGUUGCUAUCUUUGCAGCCAAGACAAUUUCAAUGCCUUUGAGGUUCCAAUCUCUGUGCGUCUAAGUUAGCUAAAGUUUCAUGGUGUUUCCUUGGGAGGGGGAUCUCUCUCUGAGACAACGCCUUUUAAAGUACGUCUUGGAGUAAAAAUUACGUGCAUGUGCAAUCCCUUCCUAAGGACUAGAUGUGUCACUCCUACUGUUAUAGUGCCUGCUCUGGAAAUAAUCACUUCUGUCCGCUUCAUCAGAAGCCGGUUUACAUUCAGCCAUCUAUGUAUCAAUAUCAAUAAAAUAAGCUAAAUGGAGAAUUCUAUAUGUGC
This is a messenger RNA of Neltuma alba, 1422 nucleotides long. RefSeq names its product NAC domain-containing protein 71-like. Gene Ontology annotation, biological process: regulation of DNA-templated transcription. Gene Ontology annotation, molecular function: DNA binding. Lineage: Eukaryota; Viridiplantae; Streptophyta; Magnoliopsida; Fabales; Fabaceae. Bases 174 to 1103 code for a protein of 309 amino acids. The transcript has 4 exons. The record is from RefSeq and is a predicted model, not a curated record.